This is a messenger RNA of Penicillium verhagenii, 216 nucleotides long. RefSeq lists its product as uncharacterized. The record is from RefSeq and is a predicted model, not a curated record. The transcript has 3 exons. Bases 1 to 216 code for a protein of 71 amino acids. Lineage: Eukaryota; Fungi; Ascomycota; Eurotiomycetes; Eurotiales; Aspergillaceae.
AUGUUCGCCGCAAUUUGCAGCCCUGAGCUAGAGGCUGAUACCGCAGACCUCUUUGCACUAGUGAACGGAUCGGACUCGGGGGGUACCCCGAGGCUUCUUCCAUAUGAUGAACAUGCGUGGUAUUCUCUGUUCUACCGUUCUCACCCUUCGAUGGAGAGUGUUUACGAAUACCUGCACAGUACUGGGUAUGGUGGGGAUGCAAAGAAGGAUGUGUAA